AUGAAGCCAACCAGCAACCUCGUCAUGCUCUGCGCCGCCAUGACAUCGGCAGCGGCAGCUUCUGACGAUGCCUCCACCUCCACCAUCCAAUUCAGCCCUAAGCUCACAGCGGACGAUGCAACCACCGUCCGCAAAAGCUACAUCGGCUUUGGCAUCGAGAUGAAGAGCUUCCCCGACUACGCUGGCCGCGAUAGCUCGCCUAAUGCCUUCUCAGCCUUCCUCUUGAACCAGAUCUUCAAGGAGACCGGCGGCGCGCCGCUGCACAUCCGCGUCGGCGGCACCUCCAUGGAUAACAUGCGCUACAAUCCCGCCCUCACAUCCAAAGCCGUCGACGUCACUGGCGACCUGGACGCCUGCAGGCUGCACACCUAUGCCGAUCUCGGGACGCCUUGGCUCCGCUCGUUCCAGAACCUCGCGCCUGCUCUUGCGCCGCAGUUCACCGUCCAGGUGCCGUUGGCGCGCAAGGACGUCGAUAAUGGCGUCAAGUUCGCUGGCGCGUGCAUCGACGCGCUGACUCCCGGCGGCGGCGGGAAGAAGCGGGAUGCCGCCGACGAUGAUGACGACGAUGACGGCCAAGCCCGGCGGCUGUCGGCACGGCUGGAUGCGUUUGAGAUCGGGAACGAGCCCAACCUCUAUCCGAACUCCCCGGGCUCCGGAUGCCGGCCAAAACCGGACAGGUCGGGUGCAUGGGGACCGUCGGACUAUGUGGACGAGUGGACCAACUACGCGGGAACUUUGGCGAAUCGUGUUGGUGCGCUGAAGAAUAGUGGAGCGAAGAGUUGGUUCCAGACGCUUACGUUAUCCUCGCACGUUGAUCAUCCGGAUCAGUGGGGGCUGUCUGCAAUCGGGAAGGGGCUGAAUAAUGGUGGAUAUGUGAGGACGGUUUCACAACACUACUAUCAGGCGGACGCCACUAAAGAUCUCAAAGGGGAGCUCCUCACCCACAACACCACUGUCUCGCGUAUGCAGGAAAACUUUGGCGCCAACAUCGCCUUCGCUAAGAAAAACAACAUCCCGUUUAUUCUGGGCGAAGUGGGCAGCGCUAUUGGCGGCGAUGGCGACGCCACAAACCCAGAUCUAUACGACACACUAGGCGCCGCGCUCUGGACGCUCGACUUUCUCCUCCACGGCAUGUCUUUUGGCAUACGACGUGUCUCGAUGCAGCUGGGCACUGACUUCCGCAUAUCUGCGUGGCAGCCUUUUGACACGAAAAACCAUCCUAUGGCCGUACACGGCAACUACUACGGCCUAAUAGCCGGCGCUUCCUUUGUCGGUGGCGACGGCAAUCUCCAGAUCCGCCCACUGGACGCCGUGGAUGGCCAUCCGAACAUUGUCGGCUACGCGGGGUAUCAUGGAGGAAAGCUCUCGAAAAUCGCCGUGCUGAACCUCCAAGUCUGGGACGGCGGCGCCGGGGACAGGCCUGCUAAAGAUAUUUCCUUGGCUAAGCUUGGCGGGGACACUACGGCCGAUAGCGGUAUUACUUGGGCCGGUAGGCGUUGGACUGCGGAGAAUAACGGUAAGGAGUAUGCGGACGGUGAGAAUCCCGUGAUUAUCGGUGUCCAGAAUGGUGUGCCGGCAAGGAACAUAGUCGUCAAGGCGUCAGAAGCUGUUAUGGUUGAAAUCCUCAGGGGUUGA
This is a messenger RNA of Diplodia corticola, 1635 nucleotides long. Its product is annotated as glycoside hydrolase family 79 protein. NCBI's taxonomy places the organism in Eukaryota, Fungi, Ascomycota, Dothideomycetes, Botryosphaeriales, Botryosphaeriaceae. Bases 1 to 1635 code for a protein of 544 amino acids. The transcript is spliced from 5 exons. The record is from RefSeq and is a predicted model, not a curated record.